This is a messenger RNA of Gavialis gangeticus (Gharial), 3549 nucleotides long. RefSeq names its product ST3 beta-galactoside alpha-2,3-sialyltransferase 5 (gene ST3GAL5). The transcript has 7 exons. Gene Ontology annotation, molecular function: lactosylceramide alpha-2,3-sialyltransferase activity. Bases 16 to 1197 code for a protein of 393 amino acids. NCBI's taxonomy places the organism in Eukaryota, Metazoa, Chordata, Crocodylia, Gavialidae. The record is from RefSeq and is a predicted model, not a curated record.
UGCGAUGCAGUCUUAAUGCUAGCAAUGCUGAGUGAAGAUAAUUGCGUGGAGUUGGAAAGUGAUGGUUUGCCUUCACCGCAAAGGUAUAAGCUGGCUGCCCGCGAAAAUGAAAAGACCAAGCUGGUUUUUAAAAGGCCCUUUGUAGGCAUUUUGGUUUUCGUGUGCCUCCUGUACAUCCUGAAGUUAAGUUGGGGCCCUGACGCAUGUAAGAAAAUCCAUUAUGUGGACCCGCAACGUGUAAAGAGAACACAAAAAUAUGCCAAACACGUGUUGCAAGGAGAAUGUCGAUCUUCUUUUGUGAAAAAGGAGAUGAGCAGAGUAUUUUCAGAGAAGUACAGUGCAGAUAUGUAUCCCUUUGUAGGGGAAGACAAACAUUUGGAUGAAGCUGUGUUUAAAUAUGAACCACCCUUUGGAUUUCAAAAGGUCUCCGAUAGGCUCCAGAAACUUUUGGAGCUUUUACCAGCACACGAGUUUCCAGAAAACUUGAAGCUGAAGCACUGUAAACAUUGUGUAGUCAUUGGGAGUGGUGGACUCCUCCGCGACCUGGGACUAGGUCAUACAUUGGAUCAGUUUGAUGUUGUCAUAAGAUUAAAUGAUGCACCAGUUCAAGGAUAUACGGAUCAUGUUGGUAAGAAAACUACCAUAAGGAUGACCUAUCCAGAGGGAGCCCCACUUUCUGAAAAUGAGUAUUAUCCUGGCAGCUUAUUUGUUGCUGUUUUAUUUAAACAUGUUGAUUUUGAUUGGCUUCAAGCAAUGAUAAAAAAUGAAACAUUGCCACUGUGGGUGCGACUGUUCUUUUGGAAGAAGGUUGCUGAGAAAAUUCCUCUAUCAUCAAAGCAAUUUCGGAUUUUGAAUCCGCUAGUUGUCAGAGAGACGGCCCUGGAUAUGCUACAGUACCCUGAGCCUCGACCUAAAUUCUGGGGUUGGGAUCAGAACGUACCCACAAUUGGCGUCACUGCUGUUGUUCUGGCCACACAUUUAUGCGACGAAGUGAGCUUAGCGGGAUUCGGAUACGACCUUGAACGACCCAACACGCCUUUGCAUUACUACGACAACCUUUGCAUGGCUGCGAUGAACGAACAAACAAUGCACAAUGUGACAACAGAAACACAAUUUCUACAAAAACUGAUUAAAGAAGGAGUUGUGAAAGACCUGACCGGAGGCUUACAUUGUGAAUUCUGCACUAAGUCAAGCUGAUGACUGGACCUGAGUGCAAAGUAGUUUCUUUAGGUUCUUCCAAACUUGUGGGGAGGCCGUUUCAAUGUUUGCAUCCUAUGGACAUUAUGUUAGAACCAUUGGUUUUUGUAUUUUUGUUACAUUUUUUAACUAGUAGUUGUGUUUGUUGGGUUUUGAAAUAUAUUUUCAGGCCACAUUUACUUUGCACACAUUUGUGGUUAGCUAUAUAAAUACAAUGUUGAGUUGAGAGAAAUGUCUUUAAAAUAUUUAAUGUUUUAAAUUGACUGAAGAAAAAAAUAGGAGAUUUUUGUUGUUUUAUAUGUGAAUGGCACUCUCCAUUCUAAGUAUGUGUUUGCCUAACUUAGAGGAGACUUAUUCCCAUGGAAGUGUCCAUGCCUUUGUGGGUCCAGUUCUCAUGCAUAGGUCUUCAUUGUGUGCAACAAGAAAAACAAAGCAUGUUUUUUUUCUAAGUGACUUUAUUGUUUGCAGAUUGAUUAUUCUUGGUGGUAGAUCUCACACUUGUGUAACCUUCCUCAAACCUCUUAUGUUCCCCUGGUGUGCAGAUGCCUGUCUUUUUUUUCAGUUGGGAGGAGGGGAGGAAAAUCUGUUGCAGCAACAGAGUUGAAUUUUCAGUUCUUGAAUGCAGCAUCUGAUCAUGCCUGGUACAGAAAUCAUUGACCUGUGGAAAUGCUUUUGGUCUCGUUUUAACCACUUGACGUAUCUGGACCAAACCUUGCUGUAACCAGAUUUAGUCUGCAGAAAGCUUCUACCUGAGCCAACACUUUCUACUUUCCCUCUUCUAGCUCCAAAAUACCUGGUUAUAAUGAGGUUGGUUCACGUCGGAGUUUAAUUACCACUGUGUGUCAAUGUGGAAUUGAGUCAGCUUUAAGUGAGCUGAAAAAGCACUUUUUAGGGAUUACAUCAGCUUUGGGCUGUUUUUAUAAAGAGGUUUGCCCUGACAGACGUGUGUGGAAGACGUACACUGUCAGGAUCAAAACUGACGAGAAAAAGUUUUUUGUUUUGUUUUUUGUAACCUUUGAAUUGUUGCAGUUAACAUUAGGCCUGCUCUGCAGGAGAUUAAAUACAGGAUUGGUUUGAACUGAUAGUGGCCCUUUUGAAUCAUUUGGGAGGCAGAUAAACUUUAUCUGGAGAACAGUUUGCUUCCCAAAUGUCAUAAAGUAGCAUUUAUAAGGCACAAAUAACGUAAAGAAACUGGCUGAGGGAACAAAAUGCACUAUACGAUGUCUGCUAAAUGGCAGUUGCCAUUUUUAACAAAGUCCUUUGCAAAUGUACUGUCCAAUGACUGGAUAUCACGUAUCGCACAAAAAGCCAAACUGACCAUUUGUGACCUGGUCUUGACAGUGUAAUUUCAUUUUGUAACUAAUAGUAACAGUUAUUUGUCUCCUCCUGUUUGAAUGCUUUCUAUCACUCCGUCCAACUGACAGCAUGUGAAAAUGCCUUUUUUUUUUGGAGUAUGGAAGCUUACCAGACAGUUGAUUAAACUGAGCAGGUGAGGCACUGUUUUGAAAACCAUGGACUGACUAUCCAAGUGAUGAACCUUCCUUUUAUUCAUUGUGUUUGAUGCAUAAAGGAUACUUUUUAAAGAUAGCAGCAGGGUAAGUUACUUCAAGAAAACUCCAUGUUGGAGCGCAACCAUAGAGUUCAUUCUUGCCAUGGAGACUAGGGCAAAUGGAUGAUCUGACAAAGCAAAUCAGUGCUGGCCCUUAUGUUGAGAUGCAGUAAAAUGUCAUUUCAUGAUAUUGAACACAGCAGCUGUGAAUAUGCUCUUUUGGAGGCCCUGAGUCCCAGCGUUUCCCACGACUCAACUGCAAGUGAUAGCAAUCUUCAGUUAGCAUCAGAGCUUCAGUAUCCAUGGCACUGGUUGUGUUGUAGCAAUUGUAUUCAUAAUAGUUCUCAGAUUUUUCUGUCCUUGGAAUCGCCUAACCGUUGUACUAGCAAUACAUUUCUAGGUCUUGUUUUUAAGAAACUGUUAAUUUAAAAAAUAAUUCCCAACAUGUAAAAAGGGGUGCGUGUAAACCUCUUUACAUAUCAGGAAUUAUUUUUGAAACAUAGCACUGUUUAAGAACAAUUGUUUAUAUGGUGUUUCAAUUAAUGCAUAGUAGACUGAUUAUUUUUUCCUCUGUAUUUAAGAUGGUGAGCUACCUUUGUCUCAGUCAGUAUUACUUCAAUGAAAAAUUGUUUGGCAGAGUUCAAAAUGUGUGUAGGGGAGGGACAGGAGGGGCAUUUGAACUAUUAACGUGCAUCCUGCAUCAGCUGUUGCCACACCAAAAUAUUACCCACUGUUCUUGUUUUCAUGUUUUAUGUUAACUAAAUAGAAUGAAAGUUUGAUUAAAGAAAACACGUUAGCAUCUC